AUGACAGACCCUUUGCUUCACUUCAUCCACAUCGCCUUCAACUUUCUGGCCCCACCCUUUCUAUUGGGACACGUUAUCACACAAUGUGGAAAGGUUCGGUUCAACUUGUUUCGAUUCUCAAUGAACUACUGAUUUUCUUCCAGAAAAAGAAACCCGCUCAUCCGCAUCCGGUCGCCGACGGAAUGAUACUGUCCGCGCGGAAGGACGACCCGGACGAGGCGAGUCGGAAUGCUCCGAAGGCGCCGGCGGAAAAAGGAGCAGUGGCCGGAACUCACGAUCCCAACUACCAGACUCUGGCCGGUGUGAAGGAUGUGUUCGAGGAGAAGAAGGCUCCUUCAGGUGCCGCUGGAGCUGGAGCCGGAGCACCAAAGGCCGGCGGACCCGCGAUGGCUGGCACUCACGAUCCAAACUAUCAGACUUUGGCGGGCAUUGAAAAUGAUUGUUUCGAGAAGAAAGAGGGAGAGAAGGAAAAGGAGAAGCCGGGCGGUCCGAAAGCCGGCGGACCCGGCAUGGCUGGUGAGUUCGGUAGAGCGCACUUUCGUCCGCAAUGAAUCUUCAAUUGCAGCCACGCACGAUCCGAACUAUCAAACGUUAGCUGGAAUUGGCAACGAUUGCUUCCAGAAAAAGUGAAAUUGAUUUGUGGUUGUGUCCUUCUAAUAAACUCGUACAACUUUCUGUUUUAUUGUAAUUUCCGUGACUGUUCCACUCCAGAAACCCAAGUGCUCCAGUUCUGAAUGCUCCUCGUUCUUCGGUUUUGUCUAUUCUACAACAACCUUGUGUAGUCGGUAGGCGUCCGCGUUUUCAUCUCUCAACAGCUCACGUUUGCUCAGAAAGUAACAUGGCGGACAACAGUGAUACAUUGCUACAGCUCGCCCACUUUUUCGCUCCCAUCCUGCUCGCCGGAUUCACCGCUUCGCAAUGCGGCGGCGGCGGCGGCAAGAAGAAGAAGACGUCGAUUUCUGAGAAGAAUCCGACUUCCACGAGAUCUCCGCAGAGUAGCAAGAAGGAAGCGGCGGAGAAGCCGGAGGAGCCGAAGCCGAAUGCUCCAAAGGCGCCGGCCGACAAGGCGGCAGUCGCCGGAACUCAUGAUCCGAACUAUCAGACUCUGGCAGGAGUCGAUGCGAAUGUGUUCGCCGAAAAGGGAGGCCCCGCGCCUGCUGCUCCUGCCGCUGGCGCUGCUCCGGCCGCUGGAGCUCCGAAGGCCGGAGGACCCGGAAUGGCGGGCACGCACGAUCCAAACUACCAGACUCUCGCUGGCAUAGCCAACGACUGUUUCGACAAGAAGGACGGCGGCAAAGGAGGUGCUCCGGCUGCUGCUCCGGCUGCUCCAAAAGCGGGCGGACCUGGAAUGGCGGCUACUCACGACCCGAACUAUCAGACGUUGGCCGGACUCGGAAACGAUUGUUUCCAGAAGAAGUGA
This is a messenger RNA of Caenorhabditis sp. 36 PRJEB53466, 1420 nucleotides long. The record is from the annotation of a GenBank genome assembly. NCBI's taxonomy places the organism in Eukaryota, Metazoa, Nematoda, Chromadorea, Rhabditida, Rhabditidae.